AUGGACGAAUUAAAAAAAGACGCGCGUUUUUCUCAUAUUACGAAAGAUCCACGUUUUCGACCUGCGUCGAAAAAUGAGCGAAAGCUCAAGAUUGAUCGCCGCUUUGCAUCGAUGUUUAACGAUCCAAAAUUCAAAAUGAAAUACACAGUUGAUAAACGUGGCCGACCAUUGCUAAAAGAGCAUACCACACGAGAUGACAUGAAGAAAUUCUAUCAACUUGGACAUGAUGAUGAUGAUGAUGAUGAUAGUAGUUCGACAUCAUCUGAAGAAGAAUCAGAUAGUGAGACAGAGAAACCGAAGAAAUCAGCCGAUGAUGAAGAAUUGGAUGAAUUUCUCGAAAGUGAAGAAAGUGAUAAUGACGAAGAAGAAGAAGAUGACGACGAAGAGGAAGAAGAAAACAAAUCAAGUUCAUCCGAUGAAGACGAAGAAAUACCUGAUGCUAACGAUGGUAUCGAAUGGAAUGAAUUCGAUGAGAAAUGUGCUCGUUCGGACGAUGUUAGUCGUCGACUAGCUGUUUGCAAUAUGGACUGGGAUCGUGUACGAGCUGUUGAUAUCUUUCUUCUCUUAAACUCAUGGAAACAGGCUGAUGGUAUUAUCAAAUCCGUCACAAUCUAUCCAUCCGAAUAUGGAUUACAACAGAUGGAAUUAGAAAAAAAUUUCGGUCCUAUACCUGGAGUGGCAAAACCAGUCACCACUACAGAUCAGAAUGGUAACGAUAGUGGACGUCAAAGUGAAGCUGAAGAAGAACCUGAAGAACCGGAAGUAAAGUCUGAUGAUGAUGACAACGCAUCAAAUUAUAAUCAAGAUGACGACCAAGAUACAACUGAUCCAGUUAUGCGCGAACGUCUACGAAAAUAUCAAUUGAAUCGUUUGAAAUAUUACUAUGCAGUUGUUGAAUGUGACACUGCGGAAACGGCUGCUAAGAUUUACGAAGAAUGCGAUGGACUCGAAUACGAAACAAGUGCUGUUCGCUUAGAUUUACGCUUUAUACCUGAUUCGGUAACAUUUGACUCCUCAAUUCCACCACACGAUCAAUGUACUCAAUUGCCAGAUAAAACAUUAUACAAGCCACAGUUAUUUCGCAAUACAGCAUUGACACAAACCAAAGUACGAUGUACGUGGGAUGAGACACCUAUCGAACGCCGUCGAUUAACAAAGAAGAAAUAUACAUUAGAGGAACUAGAAAAAAUUGAUUUGGAUGAGUAUUUAGCGUCUGGAACUGAUGAAGAACCAGAUGAUGAUGACGACGAUCAGAUCCAUGACGAAAGUGGAGAUGAAAAUGAGGAGAAGAAGAACGACGAUGCUAUUUUCAAAGUACCAACGUCUAUACCGUCGGCUUCGAAAAAAAACAAAGGCGAUGGACCUAUUGCUCGUGCACCUAGUAUUCUCAGUACUCAGGAUGACAUCGAUCGAUAUAGAGCUUUGUUAUUGGAUUUCAACGAAGAUCCGAAAGCGGAUAAAAAAUCUAAACAAAAAACCAAAACCAAAUUCUUUGACGAAGAGCCCAGUGACGAAGAGGGGCCUCGAGAAAUGCUUGGCGAUGAUGACGAUGAAGCCGAUAGCGAUAGUGAUAUCGAUAUGGAGAUUACGUGGACAUCCGGUUUGAAUGGUAAAACCGGACAGAAGUCACAAAAACCGACGAAACAAAACGACAAGAAGAACAACAACAAGAAAACCAAAUCUGAUAAAACUGAAUCGAACGAUCUGGACGAAGACGAUUCGACAGAAAAUAAUCAAGAUACCCUUGAAUUAUUGACUGGCGAUGAUGAACAAGACGGUAAACGUAAUUACAAUCUUCGCGAAAUGAUUAAAUCUCAUAAACAAUCGACGAAAGCAGCUGCUAAAAAUGCAAAAAAAUCAAAAAAAUUCCAACAAGAUUCAGCGAAUGAAAUCAACGACAACAAAUCAGCGGACGAUGCGUUUCAACUGAACGUGAAUGAUCAGCGUUUUCAAGCUGUUUACACACAACCAGCAUUCAACAUUGAUCAAUCCGAUCAUCGUUUCAAAGCAACAGCGGGCACACAACGUCUCAUUGAUGAAAAAUUAAAGAAAAGAAAACUUGAAAGCUCGAAUUCUUCAUCGAGAACCGAUCGUGAUGAAGACGAUAUUGUUGCUAAAUUAAAAAGAAAGUCAGUGAAAAAAGAAUAA
Molecule: messenger RNA, 2148 nt
Organism: Adineta ricciae
Lineage: Eukaryota; Metazoa; Rotifera; Eurotatoria; Adinetida; Adinetidae
Source: the annotation of a GenBank genome assembly